UACUUUGACAUUUGGAAUGCUUUUACCUCUCCGGCAAAGGGUAGAAACACACCAACAGAAACGUCCGACGUACGCAAACACACCUACCUGUUGCACUGAAGAACAUUUUUCGCGGGGAAAAAAAGUUGCGAUGACGAUGUUGUUCGCUUUUUCUCUCCUGUUACUUUCAUCCUCAGCAAUUGCCGACUAUGGCCAAAGAGCGCCAACGCCGAGUUUCACCACUACGGAAUCUUGCCCGCCAAUGGAGCAGUAUCAGUCAGAGACGUUUUACCGGUACAUGAUGCUGCACAAACCGUACGCAGUUGUUUACGGUCGAGUUCGGGUGCACUAUCCUGUCCACCAUGACCACGUGCCUGAGAACCCGUACGUCGCUAAUAUGGAAGUCAGGUGUAUCUAUUACGGGGAGCCCGUGAAACGCUAUAUUAACAUAUCUGAUACAAGAUUCCCUAAGACUAGCAGACAUUGCGAGAACCACGUGCUAGACAUAGGUCACGAGUACGUCGUCUUCAUUACCAAGAACCAAAGCAGAUCAUCACAUGACCCCAGACGACCUCCUGCGACCCAAGUGAAUUCAGAGAGAACAACGGCAUCGACAUCGCAUAGGGAUCAAGGACGAGGAUCCGAACGCGAUCAGACGUAUAAUCGAGGCCAGGGGUACGGUCAAGAUCAAGGUCAAAGAUACAAUCAAGGGCAAGGUCAGGGUCAAGACCAAAGUCAAGGUUACGGGCAGGGUGGAGGACGUGAUGGCAGUCGUGAUCAACCUUACAGAUAUAGCGGCGGUCGAGAUCAAGACAGGUAUCCGUACAGGGACCAAGGAGGGGAACCGGACCGAGACCAAGAUAGGGAUCGUUCCCGUGACUAUGACCUAGAUCGAGGUCAAGGUCAGGGUAGGGAUCAAGACCGGGAUAGGGAUCGAGGCCACGGAGGUGAUCAGAGGUGGAGCAUGGGCUCAAGCACAGAUCGGGACCAAAGCAGAGACCACGGUCAAGGUCAAGGUCAAGGUCAAGACAGGAACCAGGAUCAGAGCAGGAACCAAGACCGAAGUCAGAGCUGGAAUCCAGGCAGGAAUCAAGACAGAAAUCAAGACCCAUACGACAACCAAGGCAGGGACCAGUACAGGGAUCGUUACAGCGAUCGAGGAAGGAAUAAUAACGGUGGUCGAUACUCCAAUACAAUGCAGGAACUGGAAACCGUGUACCUGCCAUUGUACCACUUUGAAGUUGAUCCAAGGAAUAGUUCGGGAGUACUUAAUGAAAUUGCUCGACUCUGUGACCUCGACUUUAGUUAUCCCAGUGACGUCAACCAACGCAAUCCUACAUAUCGAUGUCCAGAACCAAGACGAAACAGCUGUCUUAGAUACUCCGUCUCGUCCGCUACCAUGCUAACAAGUUCAAUAUUUUACAUUUAUGGAACAGGACUGGUGGCAGCGGUGGGAUUAUUUAUGAACAGAUUGUUAUUUUCCAAUUCUUUUAUAAAUCAUUAGAGGUCCAGACUGUAUUUCUGCGAGUAGUUUGUGACCAAGUCAAAAUUUUUGUUUGCAGGGAUUUUGCUAUAAGGCUAUAUCAACCGUGCCUGAUUGCCUGAUUAGUUUGAGCUACGGUAAUCCCAAAGGAAGGGGUUUUGACAGUAAAGAAGCAACGAUAACGUACCCGGUAGAAGCCCAGUAGGCCUACUAAUUUUUUAAUGGAAACCGUCCAUAACGUGGAGUUAUGAAAUUAUAUUGUAAAAUCACGUCAGUGUUGAAGUAGCGUGAUGUAUAUAGUCACAGUGGUUUCGGCACUUUGGAUCGAGGGCACAGAAUGACCAAACUGAUUGCCUUGACCAGGUCAAAUAACGCUUCGUUUUAAAGAAGUCGUUAAGUUUGAUUUAUACGGUUAGAGAAAUCGUUAUAGGUUUGGUUUACCUUAAUACUAUAGCUUAUAAUUUUUACGAUUACAGAAGUCGGUAGUUUUGGUUAUGUAUAUGUUCAUUGCUUAUGAUGAUUUCUACGAUGAGAGGAGUCGUUAGGUUUGAUUAAUCUUUAUAUUAGCUUAUUUUUUACGAUUAGAGAAAUCGUUAGGUUUGGUUACUUCAUUAUCAUCUUAUGAUUUUUACGAUUUUUUGUUAUUAGGACAUAUUCUGUUCUGUACACACCAUAUAAUUUUUUUAAACCUUCUCUGCUUUUUUACACCAUAUAUUAUUGGUAAGGCAGCAGCAAAAAUAAAUACCGAAAUUCAGAGUGUGAAGUUAAAUGAUCUUAUACUGCACAUGUAUACUUCUUUCCUCCGGGGUAAACAGGAGCGAAUGAACGUGAACCCUAACCUGCAAAGUAAUCAAUCUUUGCAAUUUGUUAAAAAUAAGUUCGUUUGAAACUGGGGUUUCCAUGGCAGUGCCACGUGAUGGGAGGCAUGUAUUUCUGUAAUCACGCCAUCUGAAUAUUUGCGAAUGGCGUGAAUUGAUGCAGAGAGGCCCCUUUUCUCCUUGUAUGAACAAAUCACUGCAUGAAAGGUUAAAUUACGUAUUCUACGACAGCCCUUGGAGAGAUAUUUAAAGAAAGCACUGAUG
This is a messenger RNA of Lingula anatina, 2544 nucleotides long. RefSeq lists its product as uncharacterized. The record is from RefSeq and is a predicted model, not a curated record. Lineage: Eukaryota; Metazoa; Brachiopoda; Lingulata; Lingulida; Lingulidae.